GCUCGACACCUCGAGGUCGUGGCAAAUGGAGGGAACCAGUCGCAGCGAAAGUCUAUCAUAAGUUCCUACCAGUUCAGACUUACGGACAAAUAGACCCCGUUCCGACAGACAUUCAGACACGCGAUUUUCCGAUACGAAUUUCGACUAUCGUAAGUGAUUUUUGGCGCGGUGGUGACAAUUCCGUGCUUAUUUUUUCGGAGUCGUUUAAAAAUUAUUUCUUAUUAUUUCACGUGAAAAUGGGGCAAACGGGUUUAUUAAUUUUCUUGGCCUGUGUUCUAUUUACAUCGGCUGCCAAAAACCAAAUCAUCAACGAAUGGGGCCUUCUCACAUUCAACUUUCCACCUAACUCUAACUAUUACUACACCUAUAGGCCUGAAAAUACGGUUUUCACCGGCCUAGAAGUAACAGAGGAUAGAAUUUUUUUAGCGAUGCCGAGACUAAGGGCAGGUGUGCCAGCAACUCUUGCCUACAUCCGAAGAAACGGGGUAAUCGGUGAACCAUUAAAUGCUUAUCCAAACUGGGAUUUCCACGCGAUCGGCCAAGGAAUAAACGAUACUUGCGCCGGACUAACUUCUGUCUAUAGAAUGAGAACAGAUUCUUGCAACAGGCUUUGGGUUCUGGACUCGGGAGUGAUGACAUCGAUCGACGAUUUCCAAAGGAUUUGCAAUCCUAAACUCGUAAUAUUUGACUUGUCGACCGAUCUUCCAGUUCGCACGAUCCAAUUCCCGCGCAACGUUCUAAGACCAGCUUCUCUUUUCACAAACUUGGUGAUCGAUGAAACCAUCCGAGGGCCAUGUGAUUCCGCCUAUGUUUACAUGACCGACACCGCUGCCCCAGGAAUCGUCGUCUUGGAUUCUGUGAACAGUAAUUUCUGGAGGUUCCAACAUCCUUCCAUGUACCCAGAUCCUGAUUUUUCCGAUUACAACGUUGCCGGCGAAACGUUCACUCUCAUGGAUGGGGUUGUUGGACUGACGCAUUCUCCACAGCUCCAAACAUUGUUCUUCCAACCUUUGGCAACAAACAGGAUUUUCAGCGUGCCGACGUCGGAACUGAUUAAAGGACCCCCAGUCGAAUUUCAGUCACUGCCGAUUUCUUUGGCUGGUAAAAAGUCAUCGCAAGGAUUAGGUUUAGCACUAAACCCUGAGGACGAUACUCUCUUCUUCAGUCCUGUUGCUGAAACAUCGGUAGCUUCCUGGAAUGCAGUAACAAAUGAUCAAAAAUUUCUCGCUUAUGAUCCUGUGGCACUUCAAUUUCCGGCAGAAUUGAGAUGGGUGCCAAGCGACCACAGUUUAUGGCUGCUGAGUACGAGAUUUCAGAAGUUCUUCCUCAGAACUGUUAGCGGUAACGAAAUUAAUCUCAGGAUAAUCAGAAUUCCGAUUCCCAGGAACAGAACCUUGUCGUCUGGAUUCAACUUCGAAAAUUCACUCUAUUAUAAAUAAUUUAAAGAGAAUACCAAAUGUUAAUUUUACUUAGUAAUAUAUCAGAAGCAAUUUGCAAUUAGAUUUUUCUUAGUCCAUUAUUGAGAGUGCCAUUAUUUAUUUUACUUAUUCGAACUCAUUCCGAUUGUAACAGUUUGAUAAACUAAUUGCAUUUGCUUUAAUAAAAGUGUUUCAAAACUAAAACGGAUUAAAACUUAUUCACAUAAUUUGAAUAGAAAACAAUGUUUAACGCUUGUCUCAAGAAAUUUUUCAUAUGUAACCUCUAUAUUUAUUUUUUACUGUAAAUAAAUGAUUAAAUAUGUACA
Aethina tumida (small hive beetle) is the source of this 1744-nucleotide messenger RNA. RefSeq names its product protein yellow. The coding region runs from base 237 to 1439 and encodes 400 amino acids. The transcript is spliced from 6 exons. Lineage: Eukaryota; Metazoa; Arthropoda; Insecta; Coleoptera; Nitidulidae. Gene Ontology annotation, cellular component: extracellular region. The record is from RefSeq and is a predicted model, not a curated record.